CGGGGACGAUACCCUAGUUCGCAACUAAAAGCAGAGGACGGCGUCUGUGGAAAAUUAUUCUAUGCGCAUGACUCUUUGGCAGCAAAAAGUUCAGCCUUCACAAGGCCACUCUGCAUCAACCUAACAAAUACUACACCGUGCUACUGAAGGGAAAAAUGCAAAAGCUAGUUAGGUUCUCUUCAAACAUGCACACAUCAUGCAUUGCAUGGGAAUGCUCCAUUUUCCUCUCGGGCGGCAAACCGGCCGCAGCUCCCUAGCACGCACACUCCAAUACUCCAUGCUAGCUAGCUCCUUGAGAUGAAGAGUGUCUUUGCUUGUUCCAAGAAGUAGCUACUAGCCAUAGAAUCGCCGGGAAUCAUAAUGGCCGAGGUGGCGUUCGAUGCCGUCAAGUUGGUGGUGAACUUCAUCCGCGAAGAGGCCCGGCUGCAAGGCAGAGCCGGCGACGACGUGCGGUUCAUCAUGGACGAGAUGGAGAGCAUGAACAAUUUGCUCCACCAGCUCGUGUCGAUGAACAAGCCCAAUAAUCAUGACACCGGCAGCGGCGGCGGCGAAUACAGCCACCUCCGCACGUGGAUGAAGCAGCUGCUGGAGCUCGCCUUCGACUCGAAGAACUCCGUCGAGCUCUACAUUCAGGCCGGCGACAGCCACUGCUGUUGGCUGCCCUGGGCAAUGGUAGCUCGCCACCAUGUUGUGUCCCGGAUCCACGAGCUCAAGGAGCGGGCGCGCGAUAUCAGCGAGCGCCAAGGGAGGUAUGGCGGCGGUCUUUUGCUUGCCCAGCGUCAAGAUGGCAACGUCGGCGAUCGCACUGCUGUGCUGUCCAACUCCAACCAGGUGCAGAGGCGCGCCCAUGCAGGCAGCAGCAGUGUUGUCCGAAGCGUCAUACUCGACCGCGAGUUUGUCGACAACAGCAGAGUGGAUGAUGCUCUCUUGCGGCUCAAGGUGCUGAGGAGCUCUGACGAAGACGGCGGCGGCGAGUCCUCUGACGACGACGAAGGCGGCGACGAGUCCUCUGACGGCGACCUCGACUCUGACGGCGACAAGCAGCAGCAGCCGGACGGCAGCGACAAUCCGCAGAAGCUGACGCAAAUGGACGCCGGCGACAUGAAGCAGCAGUCGGUCGACGUCGGCGAAAAGCAGCAGCAGCAACCGGACGGCAGCGACAAUCAGCAGAAGCCGACGCAACUGGACACCGGCGACAUGAAGCAGCAGUCGGACGUCGACGGCGACAAGCAGCAGCAGCAGCAGCCGGACGGCAGCGACAAUCCGCAGAAGCCGACGCAACUGGACGCCGGCGACAUGAAGCAGCAGUCGGACGUCGACGGCGACAAGCAGCAGCAGCAGCAGCAGCCGGACGGCAGCGACAAUCAGCAGAAGCCGACGCAACUGGACGGCCGCGACAAGAAACGGCAGUCGGAGGCCAGAAACAAUCUGCAGAAGCAGAUGCAAUUGGACGCCGGCGACAAGCAGCAGCACCCAACGCUAUCGGACGCCGGCGGCAAGAAGCAGCAGCAGCAACCACAACUUGAUGUCAGCGACAAGCAGCUGCAGUCGGACGGCAGCGACAAGCCGAAGCUGCCGCCGUCGCAGCAGCAGCCACAAUUGGAUGUCAGCGACAAGCAGCUGCAGUCGGACAGCACCGACAAGCUGCAGCAGGAGGAGAAGCAGGAGCAGCAGCAAUCGACGCAGUUGGAUGGCAGUGGCAAGAAGAAGAACAAGAAGAAGAAGAAGAAGAAAAAGAAGAAGAAGGAGAAGGAGAAGCAGGAGCAGAAGCAGCAGGGUAUUAAAGUGGUUGCAAUCCGUGUGCGAGACGGCACGGAUGAAGCUGCUGUCGGAGAGACCGUGCUCAAACGUUACAACAGUCUCAAAUACACGGACAAGCUAGUCUCUCACUGGAAUUACGAGGAACAGGCGGCGCUCCACAUCUCCGUCCGACGGCCUCCCAUUCUCCCGGAGAUCAAAGUGCACAUAGCUAAUCAGGCUAAGAAGCAGAGGCAGAUAGCGGAGGCCUCCCGGUACCCAUAUGGUUAUCCUGGAAAUUCCCAGGCUGUUUCUGUUGCUGGGGACGACGAGGAGUUCAAGGACGAGAAGCAGGCCGAGGAGUUUAUGAGCAAGACUUAUGGUUCAAGUUCAAGACAGCUGCUUGUUCUUUCCGGUUUGAGUUGCCCCAAGAUAUUGGACGACCUCAAAAGUUUUUUGUGCGGAUUAGGUAAGGGCUCCCAUAAGUUUGCAAUAGUACUCUGCACAAACGACAAUGCUGCGGCAAAAGAUUGCUCUUACCCUGCCACAGAUAACGAGCCUCCGAUAACCUACUCUCUAGUUGAUAUUUACUUGGAGAGAGCGGUCGCCCUGCUUCCGAGCAGCUACAAAGGUGACAUGCCCGAUGACAUGUCGCUGACGCUAACUGUGCGUGGAAUUCUUGAGAAGUGCAGAAUGGAUGAGGUUUGCAUGAAGAUGAUCCUCCAUGCCCUCUACUACAAUCCUGACAUGGCGAAGAAAGAAAUGGAGCGCCUCAAGGACAGCCUUGUUGGCACAGGUCACCAAGAGAAAGAGAACCGAAUAAUCACCUUCUGCUACCAAACACUGCCAAACGAUUACAAGAAUUGCUUAUGGUAUUCAGCUGUUUUCACCCGCGGAAUCAACGCACCUGGCCGCGUUCGGAGGGCAAGUUUACUAAGAAGGUGGGUUGCCCAAGGCUUGAUAGCAGAGGAUAAAGCCAGCGACUGUUUCGAUGCCUUGGUCGAACUGAAGUUUAUUAAUUCUCACCAAGUCAGUGGCAUGGGCAAGGUAAAGAGCUGCGGCGUGCAUACUUUGGUUGAUGACUUGAUUACAAGGGAGUCUCCCACAGUUGAGGAUCUAUUGCUCAACAACCAGUUGCCAAUUGAUAACUUGGAUCUCCCCUACUCAAUCCGGAAUGGUAUGAAGCUUCAUCCGGCUAGCUCUAGUAUCACAAGCUUCUUGAAUUCAUUGUCCAGCAAUUCAAUGUUGCUCCUGACAGUGCUGGAUUUGGAAGCUCGCAAGGACCUCGAGUCCAAAGACCUUUGUACCAUAUGCAAGAUUCGCAAACUCAAGUAUCUAAGUCUCCGGAACACAAAUGUUGCCCAUCUGCCCAAGCAAAUAGGUCAGCUGGAGAAUCUGGAGACCCUUGACAUACGAGGAACAAAGGUACUGGUGUUCAACGCGGUGCUGCCAAACCUGAAGCAUCUGCUUGCUGGUCGCAUUAUCGACUGCCAAGACACAUCAGACAUUAUCAAGUCCAAGGAAUCAUUCUCCACGGUGUGCAUGCCUCGUGCUGUUGAAACCAUGGAAAAGCUCGAGAUAUUGUCCCGUGUCAAAGUUACCGACAGUGCUAAAGAGCUGAUCAACAUUGGUGACAAACUUGAGCACCUAAAGAAGCUGGGUGUGGUUCUAUCUGGCAAGAAAGCUAGCUUGAAUGAUCUGUUCCUUCAGAUUGAGAAACUCAACCAAUGCCUUCUGUCCUUGUCAAUCCGGAUGGAACCACCAGGUAAUUGGGAUGCUGCUGAUAUUAUUUUACUGAGACCUCCGAAGCACCUGGAGAGCCUUCACAUCUGCAGCAUCAGAAGGGGGCUGCCUCCUAGGAUCAAGGAGCUCCAUCACCUUGCCAAGAUAACUCUCCGGGAUACUUUUCUGAAGCAGGAUGGUCUCAGAGUACUUGGUAUGCUUCCUAAACUGCGCUAUCUCGGGCUCUUUUACCAUUCAUUCGAAGAAGGCACUAUCACCUUUGGGGAGUUCGGUAGGGGUUGGAUCUUCAUGAAUUUCGAGAAUCCGAUCUUCAACAAUCUCACAGAUAUUGCCAUUGAAGAUGAUACUAUCACCAGCGUCACCUUAAAAAUACUCCCUAAGCUUGAAAAGAUGACUUGGUCUUUCAAAUACAUGGAGUCGCUUUCAGGGGUCCAAAAUCUCCCAAGUCUAACACACCUCGUACUCAAUGGAGGAUCACACAAUGAGGAGGGACUGCAGAAACUGCAAAGAGAUAUUGAUAGAAACUGUAACCGUAAUGGUAUUAAUUUCAAAAUCAAUGCACCUCAGCGUGGUGAAUAAUCUACAGUUGUCGGUCCUGCUCCUUGAUAAUGCUGCUCCUGCUCCUGCUACUUUUAAAGUAUUUCUACUUCAAGUGCUGCUGCUUCUUCUUCUGCUACUACCUCUAAUAUGGAAUAAAGAUGAACAGUUGUAGCUUCAACUCCUUGAUAAUACUACUCCUGUUACUUCUGAAGUAUUUCUGCAACUGCUACCUUUCCUACCGAAGAUGAAGAGUUGGUGGUGUUGCUCGUUCAUGCUGCUGCUCCUCCUGCUACUUCCGAAGUAUUUCUACUUAUGUUGCUUCUACUAUAUCUAUUGAAUAAAGAUGACGAAGGGCCCUUCAAGUUCUUCAUCUUCCUUGUGUUAAUUGUUAGACCACUAUCCUAUACGUAUUCAGCUUGUCUGUGUUUGUGUUGGAAUGCUGUUUGGAAUGUAUAUGUCUCCAUCUCAAACUGGCAUGGUUUUGGCUUAAUUUCUUGUUCCAUUUGUCAGCAAUGCUUUUGAAUGAAUUCUUUAUUUGUGCGUU
Brachypodium distachyon (stiff brome) is the source of this 4564-nucleotide messenger RNA. RefSeq lists its product as uncharacterized. The coding region runs from base 361 to 4059 and encodes 1232 amino acids. The record is from RefSeq and is a predicted model, not a curated record. NCBI's taxonomy places the organism in Eukaryota, Viridiplantae, Streptophyta, Magnoliopsida, Poales, Poaceae. The transcript has a single exon.